AUGAUGGCUUGGAAGGCACACGAGGGGUUGCGCAAUGUCGGCACUGAUGGUCAACCAACCAUUGUGGUGCUUGACAACAUACAAGCUUACAAGAGACUUUGGAAUCUAUCUCUUGGCAGAGAAGCCCAGAUGAUUGUGGGAACCGGGGCAACAGCGGCCCAGAUGGAGGACUGCCUACCAGGAGCAUUUGAGCUAGCCCCCUUGCUAGAAAACUGCAAGCAAAAUAAAUGGUCCACUCUCACGAUUGAAGCACUAGAGAAGUAUAUCAACUGGGUGCACAUACAUGCUGUCGAGAGGUUUCAUUGGGUCGAUGCCUUGAUCUUCUAUGUGCUAGCCCUCACCAUGCACCGCAAUGCUUUUGGACACAUGUUCAAUGAUCAGACAUGCAAACACCAAAUCAAUCCGAAACAACAUACUAUGGUUCAGCCGCUCGGGACAAAUAAUGCCAAUGAGGUAUCUACGCAAGGCAUGAUGGCAGCAUUGAGCAAUUUUUUGGGUCAGCUAGGAAUCACUGAAGAGACUUACAGGAGGAAGUUAUUGUUUUUCACAGGCAAUGGCAAAGCCUUCGAAGGCAUCAACAAGGUGAAAAAGUUGUUAUCUGUGCAAGAGGGUGAUUUUAGGUCAUUCCAAUCUGUGCGUGCAGUGCUUGAGAUAUGGCAUACAAAAUGGACCGACCUCAUCCGAAUCUUCCAGUGUCACUGGGGUACUGGCCAUGAGGUGUCCGACCCAUCUACCUUGGGCUACCUAGCGCGAGCAACAUCGAGUCCUAUUCUGUUGAAUUUGAGCAAGGUUGAUUUUUAUCCAAGUAUGCAGCUGCUGAAUAUUGCCAUGCUUGGUCACAUUCUUGACUGCUGGGGGGAUUACUUAGGGACUGACAAUCUGAAUGCCUUCUUUGAAUCCCUGGCUGUCGCAAACCGCCUGCUAUGCCUGAUGGCACUUUUUGAUGAUGCCGACAUCUUGGUGAAACAAUACUAUACUACAGAUGCAUAUAUGCAUACACUGCACCCUAAGCUAGCGGGUGGCACAUGGUACUCUGAUGCACCCAUAGGACCAACCUGGGGAAUACACAGCAUGAAUUCCAGUACGACAGGGAGAGACAUACAACUGAACCUUGACAAAUCUGUGAGAUCGCUUGGUGAUCUUAAUGAUCAUGGCGGCGCAUCGCAAUCAGAGGACAUGCAGACCAUGGAGGUGAUGGAUCUGGAUCUGUGCAAAGACCUCGAUGGUGCAUUGCAAUUAAGGGGCCUGCCAAACACUGCGGCAAUGGAUGAUCAUGUCGUGGCGGCACGCGUGGAGGGUUCUUCAAGUGAUAUUGAGAGUUCAGAUACCGAGUUUCUGCUCAAGGAAUCAAAGUAUGAGUCACUCAAUUCCCAAAGUGAUUGGGCAUUGGUGAACAGCAUUCUUCUGAUGCGAGAUGGCAUCUGGUUUUUGGAGGUCUGUCGUACGGUUGCCUUAGGUGACAUCGGACGAGUCUGGGAAGUUCUAAAGAUAUGGAUCUUUACCUUCUUGGGAUCUGGCCACUCCAAAUACACUGCCUACCUCGUGAAACUGUUCUGCAACAUUACUUACGAGUAUCUAAAGGCCACUCAGAUUGCUCUCUUCAACAAUUGGCUGGUCAAUCUGUCAGGAAAAGCGGGCAAAUUUCAUGAGCUGGAUUUAAUGCAAGAACAUUUCAAUAAGUACCUGGAGGAAUUUGCUCAGCAUAAAGAGAAGGAAUUUGGGGACGAAUGGUAUCGUGAUGUGCUGUCGAUCCACAUCCACAACUUCAUGCACCUCUCCAAUGAGAUAGAAGAAGCAGUCAAUCUCACAGACCGGAGCUCGCACCAUAUCAAUAAGUGCAUUAACAACAAGCUGAGGCUUGUUAUCUAG
Messenger RNA from Heterobasidion irregulare TC 32-1, 1869 nucleotides. RefSeq lists its product as uncharacterized. NCBI's taxonomy places the organism in Eukaryota, Fungi, Basidiomycota, Agaricomycetes, Russulales, Bondarzewiaceae. The record is from RefSeq and is a predicted model, not a curated record. Bases 1 to 1869 code for a protein of 622 amino acids. The transcript has 3 exons.